This is a messenger RNA of Soboliphyme baturini, 1446 nucleotides long. The record is from the annotation of a GenBank genome assembly. NCBI's taxonomy places the organism in Eukaryota, Metazoa, Nematoda, Enoplea, Dioctophymatida, Soboliphymatidae.
AUGACCGUAAAUUUUGCAUUGUUUCAGAUAUCAAUCCCGAAUAACGUUACCUUGAGAUGCACUGCCUGGAAUCACAAGGAAGGCUAUAUCGCCUGCGGUGGCGAUGGAGGCUUGCUGAAAGUAAUAAAACUUGAGAAUUCUGGCACCAAUGGUAACGAGAAUCUGCCGUUAACGAGCAAGCUCUCCGUCAACCAAACGCUUGAUGGACAUAACGGUACUGUUAAAGUUAUCCGGUGGAACGAAAAUUUUCAGAAGCUGGCAACGAGCGACCAGCACGGGUACAUAAUUGUGUGGACGUUUUAUAAAGGGUCUUGGUGUGAAGAAAUGAUAAACAAUCGAAAUAAGUCGGUAGUCACAGAUUUGCAGUGGAGUAAUGACGGAAACCAAAUUUGCAUAGCAUACGAAGACGGGGUGGUUAUAGUUGGAUCAGCUGAUGGAAACAGAAUUUGGAGUAAGGAAACGAAAUUGAGUCUCGUAGCUGUGCAGGUAAAAUGUACCAUUUGUUUGUUUGCAAAUGAUUACUAUUGUCCUAAGCCUGUUAAGUUUGAAACUUUCUCUGAACUGAUUAACUGUACAGUCACGCAUUUAAAGUCAAAGAUCGCAAUUUUGUGUACUCCUACUCCGGAAGUACAUCAAUUGCUCACCAUUCAAUGGCACAAACCGCAGUUUACUGGCACGCUGGCCAACGACUGCGCUCCUUCGUUGGCAAUUGUUUAUCAGCAAGGCUUUCUCCAAAUAAUGCGUCAUGAAAACGAUCCAGAUCCGGUGAUAUUAACAUUCUCAAUUAAAAUCACAUCGGCCAAAUGGAAUCCUUCAGGGACGCUCCUUCUCAUCGCCGGGCAAAACCUCACUCUCCCGGAAGGGGAGCAAAACAUCAUAUACUUCAUCAACGCAUUUGGAGAGCAUCUACGGAGUCUCAAAGUUCCCGGAAAAUGGCUUACUGAGUGCAGCUGGGAAGGAACUGGCCUUCGAAUUGGGUUAGCGGUCGAUUCUUACAUCUAUUUUGCCACCAUCAGACCAGAUUAUCAAGUGAGUAUUAUGCGAUUAGACCUUAUCCUCAAAAAACCCCAUACCUUCGCAACGCCUUACAUACUUAAAAUGUUUCAGAUUCACUUCAAGUACGUUCAUCAGUUGUGCUUCGUAAAGUGCUACAAGCAGCACUGUGUGAUCAUUCAUAAUUCAGACGACAACCCAGGACAGUACUUAGUGCAGCUGUGCAACGGUAUCGGUACUCCUGUCAACUUCAUGAACAUAAAAAUGGACAUCCUGUUCGUCGUUAUCAACAGCACCGAUGUGAUCUUUGCAAACAAGGAAAGUUUCUGCCUCUGGAGUUAUAGCUCAGCCGGUGAAACUAGUGCCAACAUUCCGGUAAUGUUCAACGGUACGAAGGAAAACAUCUGUCAGUUGCACAGCACCAGUGGUGAUGAAGUUCAGCCAGUAUUCUGA